UUGAGUUCCUCUUUCUCUUUGUUGUUCUGAUCCCCUCUCUUCCUCCCUCUCUCUCUCUCUGAAACGCGGGAAUCUCUAUUUCCGUCUGCUGCCUUCUCUCCCUGUGAUGAAUUUGACGGAGUCUGUCCAUCCCUGAGCUGAAACAUUUCCUCAUGACCCCGACCUCCGCCCCUAAUUCCCUCCCUCGAUUCUCUUCCUCUCAUGGUGAGAGACUCCAAGCAGCUCGGCCACCCUCCACCAACCCCCGCCUCCCCCCAUCGUGGCCUCAUCGUCGGCAACUACUGCCAUGACGUCCUCUUCCAUGACGGCUCCCCCGUUGCCGAGUCCCUCGGCGGCGCCGUCUCCUUCAUCUCCGCCGUCCUCAGUGGCCUCUCCAUCCCCUUCGACUCCGUCUCCAAGGUCGGCCCUGACUUCAAGUACUCCCCCGCUCAGAUCCCCAUCAAGGUCCACGGCUCCAACACCACCCUCUUCCAUGCCCAUUUUGACUCCUGCGCGGACGAGGCCACCGCUCACCGGGACCGGCUCCUUAAGCGGGUUGCUGCAUGCGACCCCAUCAGCCCCUCGGAUCUCCCCACGAGGUGCUAUGAUUUCGGAAUGGCGGUCGGGGUUGGGGGCGAGAUCCAGCCCCAGACCCUAGAGAAGAUGACUGAAAUCUGCCGUGUCGUUUUCGUCGACAUUCAGGCGCUGAUUCGCGAAUUUGAUCCCAUGGACGGGACGGUGAAGCUGGUGCGAUUGAAGGACAGUGGGUUCUAUCACUUGCUGCCCAGGAUCGGCUUCCUGAAGGCUUCGUCGGAGGAGGCGCUGUUUAUGGAUGUGGAGGAGGUGAGGCGACGGUGCUGCGUGGUGGUGACCAAUGGGAAGGAGGGCUGUAGUGUGUAUUGGAAGGACGGGGACUUUAAGAUCCAACCCUUCACCGCGAAUCAGGUGGACCCGACGGGGGCUGGGGAUAGCUUCUUAGGUGGUUUGGUGGGUGGGCUUGCGGCGGGAUUGGCCGUGCCUGAUGCUGCUCUGCUGGGCAACCUUUUCGGAUCACUCACAGUGGGGCAAGUCGGGCUGCCCAAAUUCGAUCCGAGGUUGUUGCAGGGAGUUCAAGAUGAAGUCCAAAGGAGGAAGAUGCAGUCCAUGCACUGCUUUAGAAGUAUGGGUGAUGAGUCAAAGUAUAUGAAGCCAGCAGGACACGAUCAGUUCCACACAUCCCUUGCUGCAUCCAGACUUCUCGCCAAGUUUCCGGUAGAGGAUUUGCAGAGUCCCAGAAAGGUUGAUGAACUCCCACGUGCGAUCCCCGGCUUAGAUUAUUAGUUACAUGUGUAUGUAGUAUGUUUGAAUUGUCUCAUUCAAACAGUUGAGGAUAAAUCGGCAGCCCCUUUUUGUGUGUUGUCUAUGAAGGAAUCUCCCAAUUGUGAAACAAAGCUUGCUAGUUGUAGGAUAGUGAUCCAUUUUAGUUCCUAGUUGGGGUACGUUACUUCUUUUUUUCUGGCUGAUGCUUGUUAUGGCAUGGAAGAGCGCAAUAAGAGCCAGAGGUUAAAGUGGCCGCUUGAACUGGUGGAAUUUUGACAUGAA
Punica granatum (pomegranate) is the source of this 1560-nucleotide messenger RNA. The record is from RefSeq and is a predicted model, not a curated record. NCBI's taxonomy places the organism in Eukaryota, Viridiplantae, Streptophyta, Magnoliopsida, Myrtales, Lythraceae.